Molecule: messenger RNA, 2089 nt
Organism: Oreochromis aureus
Lineage: Eukaryota; Metazoa; Chordata; Actinopteri; Cichliformes; Cichlidae
Exons: 7
Coding region: 500-1951 (483 amino acids)
Source: RefSeq, a predicted model, not a curated record
GCUGAGGGGUCUGGUGGUUAAAGUAGUUGUUUUUGGGGGGGAGGGGGGCACUUUGUCACGCACGGUUAAACCGGGUCAGACACCUGUGCGGGUCCUGACGGCUCGUUAUUCUGACUUUCCUCAGCAGUCAUUUUCCUCACCGGGCUGAAAGCAGCAGGAGGAGGUUAGCGUGUUUCCCAUGGCUACACCAAGCGUCCACACGGGGGUUAUUUGCAUUCCUCUCCAGCCUGUGGCGACACACACACGCAUGCGUUAUUAUUAUCUUAAAACUGGCAGCCUGAUAACUGAGCCGGGAGUCCGGGGGGAAGAGCGGCCAGGUCAGCUCCAGGAGUCGUGACGUCGCCGGAGUUGCAGCCCGAGCAUGAGGAGGAUCGGUGGCCGUUACCCUGCCCAGACCGGAGGCUGCUGGUAGGGAUGGUGUCGCUGUGAAGAGCCGGUGUGACGAGCCUGUGGUCGGGGAAGAAGUGCCUGGACAACAUGACUGUUUUCAACCCGGAAAAUGUGGAGGAAUUUUAUGACAUCGGGGACGAGCUGGGGAGUGUAUCUGUUCCUGCAUCCUUGUUGCUCCAUGGAUUUCUGUAAGCAGCCUGAUGAAAGGUCCACUGCCUGCAACAGUCCCGCCGGGCGCCUCUUCAUCUCCAUUCCCAAAGAAGACCACUCCUCCAUCACUGACAGCCAUCUACCUGGCUUCCAGAGAGGUUCUGCCUCCUUUGCCCUUGACCUCCAGCUCAACUCCCAGAGGACUCAGUCUCCACUGCUAGUCCCCUUUUCCCAGCGUGCCUUGGCUUUGGUAGUGGAGGUGAAUGAGGGAGAAGGGUCAGUCCCAUUGCCCUGUCAGUACUCAGGAUUUAUACCUGAGGACAAUCCCACGGUGCUGUGGACUCGUGAUGAUCUGGAUCCAAAGUCUGUCCACAUACGACGAGAAGGAGGAGACGAUCUUAGAGGACAAAACCAGCUUUACAGCGGACGCACAUCAAUGAGGUCUGAUGCUCUGGACUCGUUAGACUUCAGCCUCACUCUGAGAAAACCAACAAAGACUGACAGCGGCAACUACACCUGCUCCAUCAGUGAUUGGAGACAAGAACGGAGACUGAGAAACAUACAGCUGGAGGUCAAAGACCAGCAGGUGGAGGUGGGGGUGGAGGAAGGCUCAGAGUCCGUCCUCCUGCCCUGCAAAACAAAACCUGACCUGCCUGAGGACACAAGAGUGGAGUGGACUCGCUCUGACCUCAUGAUGGUCCGUGUGUAUUCAAACAGAAGCGACCUCCUUAAAAAACAGGACAACCUUUACAGAGAUCGAACAAAGAUGAACAAAGACCUGCUGAGGACUGGAGACCUCAGUCUGACCCUGAAAUACCCCACAGACUGGGACACAGGAGGAUACAUCUGCACCAUCUACAGGGACGAAGACAUCCUGAGGCAGAAAGUCGUGCUGCAGGUCAAAGAACAGUUUUCAUCCUGGGCCAUAGUUCUCCUUGUUCUCCUGGUUCUUCUUGUGAUUUUUAGAGGUCUUUUAUUUCAUUUCCGGUACUAUUUCAUGUCAGUUUACAAGGUGGAGGUGGAUUCAGGGGUGGAGUCUGUUCAGCUGAUCUGCAAAACCACAGUUUGUCUGCCUAAAGAUGCUAAAGUGGAGUGGAAGGACAAAAACAACAGGAAGGUCCACGUGUAUGAGAACGGCUCUGACCAGCCUGAAGAACAGGACGAUAAAUACAAGAACCGAACAAAGAUGAAGAGAAACUUACUGGAACCUGGAGACCUCAGUCUGACCCUGAAACACCCCACAGAUGAAGACAACUCCACCUACACCUGCACCGUCUACAGCAGGGAGGGAAACAUCCUGAUGGAGAAACAAGUGGAGCUGAAAGUCAGAGGUCAGUGCUGUAGAUACAGGUCAAAGGUCAGAGGUCAGACUCAUGAUGGUGGUUCAGUCUCAGUGGGCUCCAUCCAAUAAUGUUACAGUGUUAGCAUGUCUGAUGUUUGUGGCUGUUUUGGUUUUUAUUUGAUUUCCAGCCAAAUGUAAAAGCUUCAGCAGAUGAACUGUAGGAGCAAAGUUCAUGUGUGAGACUUCAUCUGAAAGGUAACAUCUUCU